Molecule: messenger RNA, 3472 nt
Organism: Choloepus didactylus (southern two-toed sloth)
Lineage: Eukaryota; Metazoa; Chordata; Mammalia; Pilosa; Megalonychidae
Product: zinc finger protein 596-like
Exons: 5
Coding region: 148-1785 (545 amino acids)
Biological process (GO): regulation of transcription by RNA polymerase II
Molecular function (GO): DNA-binding transcription factor activity; RNA polymerase II cis-regulatory region sequence-specific DNA binding
Source: RefSeq, a predicted model, not a curated record
CAAUGAAGCCAGUGGGCUCUCAUUUCAUCCAAUGCACUCUGGAUAUUGGUAGGGAUGGCAUUGACUGAACCAAAAAGUCUUACAUCAUUUUAGGAAUCAGUGACCUUCAAUGAUGUAUCUAUCAACUUUACCAAGGAAGAGUGGGCCAUGCUGGACAAGAACCAGAGAAAGCUGUUCAGAGAUGUUAUGCUGGAGAAUAUCAAUCAUCUGGUGUUCAUGGGGUAUCAGGUCUGCAUAUCAGAAGAGCUUUCACAGUCAGAACAAGGAGAACUGUGGAGAGGAUUAAGUUUUCUCCAAGUACAGAGUCCAGGCAGGGAGAAUGACCAUAAAAAAGAAGAAAUGAUAACCUUGCAACAUAUCUCUAAGAAAGACACAUCUACUAACCAGACAAAGCAGAUUUCUCACAAUGAAGAGGAUCCCCUUGAAAGUAAUGAUUUGGGAGACUACUUCACUCACUCCACAAUGACUGACAUGGGAAAGAAACACAAUAUAAACAAACAAUUUCAAAGAGUUCUCAAUUAUCUUUCAUUCAUUGGUCAAAAUAAGAAAACUCACACUGGAUGUAAGUCAUAUAACUGUCAUCUAUGUGGAAAAGUUUCCAGAAGUAGUUCUGGCCUUAGACAACUUAAGAAAAUACACACUGGAGGAAAGCCACAUGGCUACCAUCUAUGUGGGAAAGACUUCACUGGUAGUUCUACCCUCAGACGACUUGAAGAAAUUCACAUUGUGAAGGAUCCAUAUGUCUGCCAUCUAUGUGGGAAUUCCUUCAGUCAAAAUUUUAACCUUAGGCAACAUGAAAGAAUUCACAAUGUGGAGAAAGUAUAUGCCUGCCACAGAUGUGGGAAAGAUUUCAUGGAUAGUACCACCCUCAGACAAUGUGAGAGAACUCAUACUGAAGUAAAAGUAUAUGUCUGCCAUGUAUGUGGGAAAGACUUCACUGAUAGUUCUAAACUCAGACAGCAUGAGAGAACUCACACUGGGGAGAAACCCUAUGUCUGCAAUAUGUGUGGGAAAUCCUUCAUUCAGUUUGGUAUCCUUAGGCGACAUGAAAGAAUUCACAAUGGGGAGAAACCAUAUGUCUGCAGUAUGUGUGGGAAAUCCUUCAGUCAUUGUGGUACACUUAGGAAACAUGAAAGAAUUCACACUGGAGAGAAGCCCAAUAUCUGCAAAAUAUGUGGGAAAUCCUUCAAUGAUUGUAGUAACCUUAGGCGACAUGAAAGAAUUCACACUGGGGAGAAACCCAAUAUCUGCAAUAUAUGUGGAAAAUCCUUCAAUUGUUGUGAAACCCUUAGGCGACAUGAAAGAAUUCACAGUGGGGAGAAGCCAUAUGUCUGCAGUAUGUGUGGGAAAUCCUUCAGUCAGUGUGGUGCACUUAGGCAACAUGAAAGAAUUCACACUGGAGAGAAGCCCAAUAUCUGCAAUAUAUGUGGGAAAUCCUUCAUUCAGUGUGGUGCACUUAGGCGACAUGAAAGAGUUCACACUGGGGAGAAACCCAAUGUCUGCAAUAUAUGUGGGAAAUCCUUCAGUUGUUGUGGUGCCCUUAGGCGACAUGAAAGAAUUCACACUGGGGAGAAACCAUAUGUCUGCAGUAUGUGUGGGAAAUCCUUCAGUCAUUGUGGUAGCCUUAGGGAACAUGAAAGAAAUCACAAUGGGGAGAAACCAUAUGUCUGCAGUAUGUGUGGGAAAUCCUUCAGUCAUUCUGGUAGCCUUAGGCGACAUGAAAGAAUUCACACUUGGGAGCAACCACAUCUGACAUCUAUGCAGGAAAUCCUUCUAUAUACAUGAUAAACUUAGGCAACAUGAAAAAACUCACACUGGAGAGAAACUAUAAGUCUGCCAUCUAUAUGGGAAAUCCUUCCAUUUAUGUGGUAAACUAGUUACACGAAAGAACUCACAGUGAGAAGAAACUAUACACCUGCCAUGUAUGUGGGAAGUGGUUCACUGAUAGUCUCAGAUGACAUAAGGUAAUUAACACUGAGGAGAAAACAUUUCUCCCAUCUAAGUAGGAAAACCUUUAGACAUUAUUCUGCUAUUGGACAUCAGAGAACUCAUUAAAUAUGUUUUGCUUAUGGAAGAAUCUUCAGCCAUAGCUUUAACAUUUAAAAUAAAAGAAUUCACACAGUAGUGUAAUAAAUUUUUCUCAAUGUAAUAAAUGGGUAAAUGCUUUUAUUUACAAUGUAUCUUUAAAUAACAUGAUUUUCUUAUUUUAGAAUGAACUCAAAGUCUGUAAUUACCUAUAAUAAAUUUCAGCUUAGCUCCAUCCUUUGUUAUACAAGUAUAGCUCAGAGUAGGAAUGACUCCUAAGCCAUAAAAAUGGACAGAAAUAUCCUUAAUAGGAGGAGGAUAUUCUAGGAGAACAAGAGAUAAUAUUUGAUGGAUUGGCUACUCAAUGAAAAACUGUGAGAAAUUACUUACAAAGCAAUGUGUAGAAUACAUGUGAAGUUUCACAUUGUAUAAUACAUUCUAUGUGUAUGUAGAAUGAAGAAAUGUCUUUGGCAUUUUUAAUUUACCCAUCAAUUGUUAAAUUUCUCAUACUGAGGAAACAUCAACACUAAAAUCAAGGUGAAAAAAUGUUCAGCUGCAUUUCACACCAGGAAUAUCAGACUGGGAAAAAUAACUAUCAAGAAUGUUUUUAUGACAAAAUUCAGACAUGAAUUCAGAGUUUUUCCUUUUGACAUAUUAAUGAAAAAUAAAUUAAAAUGUAGAAUUGUGAGGUGAUUUGGAACUGCUAAAUGCAGACUUUUGUAAUGAGUUGUAGGCAGGGAAAUCAGUUCUUUUUAACAGAUUAGCACAUGAACAUAUUUAUGAGGUAAAAACUGGUUGAAAAUUCUGAUUUUCAACUUCUAUUUUUUCAUUAAACUCUAUAAACAUAAUUAUGCUGACUAGGUUAAAUCAGAAAAUAUCUUUAAAUUUUAACUGACAAAUGUACAACCAAUGAUGAGCUGUCAUAAUUCUUAUAUACUGUUAACAAGUAUGUAUAAAGCAAUAAUGAACAGAACAUAGAUAAACAGAUUACUUGGGAGUCAUUUCUGGUGAUGCAGACAUUUUCCCUUUUAAAUGUUUUUAUUGGUCUUUCAACUUAAAAUGGAAGUAAAAUUCAAUCUUAGAAUAAUAAGCCCUGGGGUAUUUGGGGACAUGGGAAUGGAAAAUUCCCAUAAUCCUGAUCAGUAAUUUGCUCAUGUCAUGCAUUAAAAAUGUGUUGUCAUUAUCUAUCUCCAGGAGGGUGGCUCAGGCAGUGGCAAUGAUGGGACACUUUCUAAGGGGGCUGAGGUGAUGGGUGUUUGGGCAGUUCUGGGCAUGACUUGCCCCAUGACAUUUCCCAGCCAUGGGCUGUGUCCUGGUUUGCCAAUUCUGCCAGAAUGCAAAAUACCAGAAAUGGAUUGUCUCUUAUAAAGUGGGUUUAUUUGGUUACAAAGUUACUGUCUUGAGGCCAUAAUCAUGUCCAAGGUAAGGUAUCAACAAUAGGUUACCU